Messenger RNA from Schizosaccharomyces japonicus yFS275, 1829 nucleotides. RefSeq lists its product as hypothetical. NCBI's taxonomy places the organism in Eukaryota, Fungi, Ascomycota, Schizosaccharomycetes, Schizosaccharomycetales, Schizosaccharomycetaceae. The record is from RefSeq and is a predicted model, not a curated record. The coding region runs from base 489 to 1667 and encodes 392 amino acids. The transcript is spliced from 3 exons.
GCCGACAAACGUAAUCCCACAGUGCUGAUUUCAUACAAAAACUAUUAAUUGGAAAAUAUUCAAGUGUUUGAGUUUAAAUUGUUAUCUAUAGUUUUGUUUCUUCUUAUCACCAAGUAGUAAAAGGCUUUAGCUAAAGUCUUGCCUUUACAAAACUUGUUUGCUGUUCAAUAUCUAUCUUGGACCUUUCAUUACUAUUGCAGUAUUGGAAUCAAUUUUUAAGUAACGUUAUGAUAUUACUAAAAAUAUUUACUAGGCUAUGAAAAGAAGAAUGAUAUAUUACAAGUUUUUGUAUGGCAUUACUAUACGUUUUAUUGUUUCAGUAAUUGUUCUGGUUACCUGCCUCACCACUCAUCUUGCAACAAUUGUAUUUACGCGACAGAGAGACGUUUGUUUACACAUUGAAGGGCUUUACUGAAUCUCGUUUACACGUAUUAAAAGACAAAAAACGCUCAUGAUAAAAAAAAACGUAUCUGUUGUUCACUAACGAAAUGGAUUUAACAACAAAUGAUUUUGUUAACUGGGAUUCCUACGAGGUAACAUACGUAAAUGCACUGACCAAAAAUAGUAAAAACAUCAUGAUAACUGGGAGAAUCACGAAUCUAAGUAAUUCUCAGUCUUCUAUGCCAUUUUACACACUUAAACUUGAAGACAAUACCGGCAUUUUGAACGUGAAAUACAUUGUAUCCGAUGCAUCUCCGCAUUGUAAAGUAUUCCAAUCUUUAAGACUGGGUGAUGUCGUUCAUUUGUACAGUAAUGUCCGUUUAAAAUAUUCUAUAUCAAACGAACCCUAUACGGUUUUAAAUGCACGCAACGUGGAUUCAAAGCUAAUCAAACUCGACAAACUAGAACGACAAGAGUAUGACUAUAUGUUUCCUAAUCCGUCGAAACUUUGUACAUUACCAAUAUCACCGGUCUCUACUUUACUAGAUUGCGUUGAGGGUUCAUUGACUACAGCCCUUGUAGCGAUAGGCUGGAUGGAACCAAUUUCCCAUUACUUAAGCCAACCGAAUCGAUGGUGCUCGUCGCAAAGGAUUUGGGUUUUUGACGCCACUGGCGAAGCAUUCAUCACGUUGAACGGCGAUUCACAAAUCAAGUCUGUCCGGCGGUGGAACAGGCAAACCAUUGUACUUUUCCAUAACUGCACCGUUUUAAAAAAUAAGGGCACGAUUGAAUUGGGAUUACGUUCGGCAACCAUAUACCCUAAUCCUGAAAUUUAUCAAACGAAUACCUUGCGAAAGUUCGCGGCUCAGCGAUCAAGAUUAAUAAAACGUAAUAGCAUACAACUGCACACAUUCCGAUACCUUGACAUUUUGACAAGCACACAGCCCUUUGAAAACUGUUGUCGCAUAAGUCUAAUCUUGCUCAAAACUCGCUUUGCACAGAUGAAAAGCAUUCAAGAUGUUGUUAUAUGGUCAAGAAAUGCGGUACCUCUGUAUGCUAACUAUAUUGAAGUCGUUGCUGAUGAAACUGGAAGUUUGCACUAUCCAAAUGUCAGUCAAGCUCUAUUAAAAGAGUUGAUUCAAUAUGAACCGAUUGAACUUAUUCAAGAUGAAAAUCAAACACUCUGCUUGCUCGACAAUCUGCUUAAAUAUAGACGGUUCCUUGCGAUAGCCCGAGUCUGUGCAACACAAGUUUAUUUGUAUUCAUUAAAUGAGGAAUUUAAGUAAGCUACAAUUGGUUAAUGAUCUACUGGACCUUAAACAAACAACGGUUUAAGUAAAACAAGGCUUCUGUUAUAUUUUUUCUCAACUACAUUUGAUAUUUAAUAUUUAGUAUGAAUUCUUAAUUUGUACUUGAGGUGAACGUGAAGAGAAUGUCAUGGAACGAUU